Molecule: messenger RNA, 1149 nt
Organism: Helicoverpa armigera (cotton bollworm)
Lineage: Eukaryota; Metazoa; Arthropoda; Insecta; Lepidoptera; Noctuidae
Exons: 3
Coding region: 295-705 (136 amino acids)
Source: RefSeq, a predicted model, not a curated record
ACUGUCAAAGUUAAAUAAAGUCAACUUUCAGUACCUAAGGCCACGGCAAAACAUCGUACUUUAAAUAGGAUUAUUAUUGUUUUUAAAUCGGGACUUGAAUAAUCGGCUCAUUCUCAUUAAAGUUUGUUUUUGUCCACAGAAUGAGUUAGUGACCCCGUAUACUUACUUACUAAAAGAAUGUUAAUUUAAAUGCUAGUUGACACAAAGAGAUUAUGAAUGGUAUAAGCAAUAGCAGUAUAUGUUUGGUGAGAUAAGGAUUAAGGCUGGCAGCGGGCAGCAGGGCAGUGGCGCAGCAUGCAGGGCGAGGUGGUGGUGCGGGUGGCGACGCCGCGGGACCUGGCGGCGCGCGCUGAGCUCGUGCGCGACUGCAUCACUGAAUAUGAUUUUGACGCAUUCCUCAUGUUUUUUUUCCAAGAGUUGACGCUGCAGGUGUGCGUGCUGUGCGGCGCCGUGCUGUUCAUCUUCGCGGGCGCGUCGCUGGCGGCCUGCGCGCUCGUGCUGCCGGCCGCCGCCGCCGCCGCCGCGCUCGCCGCGUGCCUCGCGCACCGCGCCAGCGCCGCCGCGCACCGCCAGCGCAUGCGCGCCGAGCUGCGCGGCUUCGUGGCCGAGUACCGCGGCCCGCUGUGCAGCGCGCCGCCCGGCCCGUGCGCGUGCGGCAGGCGGAGGCGGAGUGCGGCGCGGGCGGCGCGCUGGUGGGGUCGCUGAGCGUGGCGGAGUGCUGGGGCCCGCGGCGCAGCGGCUGGGUGCAGGCGCUGGGCGUGGCGCGCGCGUGGCGGCGGCGCGGCGUGGGCGCGGCGCUGCUGCGGGCGGCGCGGCGCUGGGCGGCGGCGGAGGGGCUGGAGUCGCUGGAGGCGUGCGCGAGUGAGCUGCAGGGCGGCGCGCGCGAGCUGCUGCACGCCGACGGAUGGCAGGUGCGCAGCACGACGCAGCGGCCGGUGCUGGGCGCGGCGCUGACGCUGGGCGUGGCGCAGCUGGGGCUGGAGCUGCCGCACGCGUGACGUCACGCGCCACACCGCAGCUGCCGCAUCGCAGCCGCCGCGAUCCGUCUUUUUUGUAUACACCUAAGCUUGAUAAAUCUCAUUUUUAUAGAAACCUAAGUUUGAUACUAACAAAUUAAUGCUUAUACAUAAUUAUAAUAUUUAAAUUUAA